Messenger RNA from Monopterus albus (swamp eel), 3983 nucleotides. RefSeq names its product Rho GTPase activating protein 27 (gene arhgap27). Gene Ontology annotation, molecular function: protein binding. The record is from RefSeq and is a predicted model, not a curated record. Bases 58 to 3012 code for a protein of 984 amino acids. Gene Ontology annotation, biological process: signal transduction; regulation of GTPase activity. Lineage: Eukaryota; Metazoa; Chordata; Actinopteri; Synbranchiformes; Synbranchidae. Gene Ontology annotation, cellular component: cytoplasm. The transcript is spliced from 17 exons.
CUCCACGAUGUUAACACUGUACGUGUAUUAACAAGAAGCCACGUGUUGCAGCAGAGCAUGGAGCUUGUGGCUGUGCAGUAUGAGUUUGAGUACACGGCGAAGGACGGUCGCCUUGUGUCCAUCAAGCCCAAUGAAAGUUACAUCCUGGUCUCCAAGACUAAUGAACACUGGUGGCACGUACGCAAAGACCAGCACUCCAGGCCCUUUUUUGUUCCUGCACAGUAUGUGAAGGAGCUCCCGUCAGUCACCGGAGACUCUGAUAAGCUGGAUUCAUCUAAGUGUGUGACUAACAAUAAGCCAGUGGAUGUGGUGGCUGAUACCAAACGUAAAUCAGCACCAGAAAUCCUUGUGUCCGCUCCAGAUACUUCAAGAGCGACAUACCGAUUCUCCACUUUUAGUUUCUGUAAGGACAUUUGUGAGACUCCGAAAGGAGGACAGACCAGCUUUGCGCCUACCCUGGAUAAUGUAAAGACACACAAUUCAAUGGGAGGCUUCUCAGUGACCUCUGACAGCCUGCAACUGUAUGCAAAAGCUUAUCAUGUGCCAAAGGUCAGAAUCAGACAGCAUGAGUCAAAAAAUGAGUCAAAAAGCUCACUGCAGGAGGAUAAAGUGGACCAGACACAGAUGUUUGUAGAUGACAAGGACAUGGACUUUCCUUUACCCCCCAGUCCACCCAUAUAUGACACCAUACCAGAGCUAAACAUCUCGGAAUUUCACACCUUUUCUGAGCUGCCUACUCCUGUUCCUUCAAAUAACAUAACGCAGCAGGAGAGCUUGAAACCAACCACACAGGCAACUUCUACACAUGCACUUUCCGUUGAGCAGGUGGAGAAGGAGAGUCUCCACUCAGCUGUGUACGUCAAUGUAGCCCAGCUUCGCCAGAGCAUCUCCAAGUCUCCCCCCUCGGCUCCUUCAUCCUACUCUCCUUCCUACCUUGACCCAGAGGGAUGGGAGGUGCAUGUUGAUCAGGAAAGUGGACAGGAGUACUACUACCACCCUACAACGGGGCACACCACUUGGGACAGUCCCUUUCCAGACUCCCCCACAGACCCUGAGCGUCUCUGCACAGAUCAGCCUUGUUUCUCCUCACCUUCUCAGUCUCCUGCCCUUUCUCCAUCCACUGCCUCACCAUCUACGCGGACUUCAGACUGGGAGCAACUGAUGGAUGAAACCAGCGGUCGCCCCUACUUCUACAAUUCAAUGUCUGGGGAGACGUCCUGGGAGCCUCCAGAGCAGCUGAGCCCGUAUCCCCCUCUGAUGGAGCCUAUGAGCAUGCACAGAUUUGAGGAGGCAGAGCGGCCUCCUCUACCUGAGGAGGACUACCCCUCGGAGGAUUACCCAGCUGCUCAUCUACCAGAGAUCUAUGAGGAGCUCCUUGCCACGGGACCUCCCACUUUCCCUAAAGUCAGUCAUGUGAACAGGACCGUCAUCCCCAGGGCCAGCCUGGAGCGCAGCAGCUCGGCUGGCUGGAACCUCAACGUGGAACCUAAUGGGACCUGGGUGUUCACCAGUGAACACUGUGCAGAUGAGUGGAUCAAGUCUGUGGAUGACCGAGGGCAGACCUACUACUACCUGAGAGAUGGCUCCAAGUCUCAGUGGAACCUGCCUGAGGCCCCUGCAGCUUCAGGCCAUUCCAGGGUGGAGAAUGGUGUUGAGGAAGAAAACGUGUCAGUCAUUAAAAACUGGAGACAAACCAUGGGACCUGCACUGCUCGGCUCAGCCCUGGAUGAUGGGAGAUUUCUCCCGACUCACAGGAGGAACACUUCAGGCUACAGCAGCGACAGCUCCAGUACAGGAAACUCUCCAGAGACGCAGCAUAAUGUGCAGAACUUAGAGAAGGCCGGGAUUCUCAACAAAACAAAAGUGUGUGAAAAUGGCAAGAAAGUAAGGAAAAAUUGGGCGCAGACAUGGACAGUUCUCCACGGAGGAGUGCUGACGUUCCACAAAGACCCAAAGUCUGCAGCAACAGGGGCCUCAAACAAGACCAAUCAGAUUGUUCCGGAGGUCACGGUGGACCUGCGAGGAGCAACAAUUGGCUGGGCCUCGAAAGACAAGUCCAGUAAAAAGAAUGUUUUAGAGUUAAAAGGCAAGAACGGUGUGGAGUUUCUGAUACAGUACGAUACAGAAGCCAUCAUCAAUGACUGGCACAAAGUCUUGGUGGACACCAUACGACAAUUGGAGUACCAGGACCAUCACUCAGAGGAGGAGGACGGAGACUUGUAUGAGAAAAUUCCCAACAUAGAGCGAGAAGACAAGCCUGGAGGCAGCGCGGAGAGACGAAGAUCCACAAGGCCCACUUCCACACCUUCAACCAGUUCUGCUGGAGACACAGACCAGAAGAAGGUUCGAACAAAGCUGAUGAAGUUCCUCAUGAAACGUCCCACGCUGCAGUCUGUCAAGGAGAAAGGCUACAUCCGAGACAAUGUGUUUGGUUGCCCUUUGGCUACACUGUGUGCACAGGAGAGAACCACGAUUCCUAGUUUUGUGGAAAAAUGUAUCAAAGCAGUAGAAAAGAGAGGUUUAGAAAUUGACGGGCUCUACAGAGUGAGUGGGAACCUCGCUGUCAUUCAGAAACUACGCUUCAAAGCAGACCAUGAGGAACUGGACCUCGAGGAUGGCCAGUGGGAGGACAUUCAUGUCCUCACCGGAGCGCUGAAGUUGUUUUUCCGAGAGCUUCCUGAGCCACUUUUCCCAUUCAGCCACUUUCAGAGCUUCAUUGAAGCCAUCAAAACUUCUGAUUACAACACAAAACUGAAUCGUAUGUAUGACCUGGUCAAAUCACUUCCUCCUGCAAAUCAUGACACUAUGGAGCUCCUGUUUGGGCAUUUACGCAGGGUCAUUCAGUAUGGGGAGACCAAUCGCAUGACUGUGCAGAAUGUGGCAAUUGUGUUUGGCCCGACGCUGCUUCGGCCGGAGGUGGAAUCAGCCAACAUUGCAAUGUACAUGGUGUUUCAGAACCAGAUAGUGGAGUUCAUCUUGAAUCAAUAUGAGCGCAUCUUCUACUCCAGCUAAAGCUUUCAAAGCCUCCAGUGCAGAGCUGGGAAAAAUUUUUAGUUAUUUGAAGUGCUAGAUUUACCUUUGCGUGCACAUACAGCUUCAGCAGACAUCUUGAUAACAAAAUGCUUCUUGUAAAAUAAGGCAAAGGGCUGUUUUGAGUUUUCUUUGCACAGAAUGUCUGAAGUUUAACCAUGAAGUUUAACUAGAUAAAGGGAUCUUCCAGUAGUCUUUGCUGAGAAUAACUGAAGAAUGUUUAAACACCAUUUAGUCAGAAUUUUCUCCAUAGGAGGAUUACACUGUUAGAACUAUCUUUGGCAGUAUUGUAGGACUGAAAAUCAAGCCGCAGACAGAUGUGGUUUGGGUUCUUGUCUCAGAGCUUUUGAUCUUGUUACUUGGGUGGAAGAAUAAUUAUAUCAGAUUGCUCCUGCUCCUGCUCCCUGAGACUCUAGCUCUCUUAAUCUCACAAGUUGAGUUCGCUGGGGUUUAAUUCUUUUUUUGCUUUGUUUUGUUUUUUCCAAAAGAACCCAAGUCAAACCCGCAUCACUGUUUUAAGAAAUGAUCACUCACUGCCAUCUUUAUUUUAGAAAGUUUAAUGACAUUUAAAUAUUGGAUGUUGGAUUAUCAUAUAUGGCAAUAACUGAAAUUGUAUUCUAAUAUUGCAUUUUUGUUUUUGUUUCAUUUUACUUAAGAAUGGUUUUAUUGUAAUAUAGAAAUGUACAAAAAAUGAAUAUUAAUACCCACAUCUUGCUGUGAAGUAGAUGGUUACAUAGUUAGGUUAUUUUCCACUUAAUUUUAGAACGCAAUUUUUCAAUCAUGCUGCACUUGAAGAAACUGUAUAUUAACAUAGAAAUAAAAAUUAGUAAUACAUAUUUUUGACAGCUGGCAGUAAAUUAAUUCUGAUUGUAAUAUACAUAAGUGGAUAUUAGAAGAGAUUUAUGUGUUGUAUAUAGAAAUAGAUGGCAUAUUUAUGCUUAAAGUUGUUGAAA